Molecule: messenger RNA, 1550 nt
Organism: Lactuca virosa
Lineage: Eukaryota; Viridiplantae; Streptophyta; Magnoliopsida; Asterales; Asteraceae
Source: the annotation of a GenBank genome assembly
CUGUUGUGUAUUAUCUAUAUGUAUGGUUGUUUUCAUGGUGUUGUGAGAGAGAAACAUGGAAAUGGCCGAUGAGUUGCAGGAGGAGAGACGUGAUGUGCGAAGAUGGGGCGAUUAUGGUCGUGAGGUAAAGAAGAUGGGUCGAAUCGCCGUACCCAUGGUGGUUGUGGCGGCGUUGCAGUAUUUGAUGCAAAUGGUGGCGGUGAUAAUGGUGGGACAUGUUGAUCAACUAUCUUUGUCUAGUCUAGCCAUUGCCACCUCUCUAACCAAUGUCACUGGUUUUAGUCUUCUUUCAGGACUUGUGGGAGGGUUGGAGACGCUGUGUGGACAAGCUUUUGGAGCCAAACAACACGACAAAAUCGGGGUCUACACAUGCAGUGCCAUAAUCUCGUUGCUAUUGGUUUGCAUCCCGAUCUCCAUCUCUUGGAUUUUCCUAGACAAGUUCCUUAUUCUCAUCCACCAAGACCCUCAAAUCUCCCAUGAAGCCCGAAAAUACUCCAUCUACCUCAUUCCAGCUUUAUUUUUUGGUGCCAUUGUUAAACCUCUUGUUAGAUCGCUACAAACUCAGAGCUUAACUUUGCCAUUGUUGGUGAGCUCAGCACUCGUUUUAUGUUUCCAUGUCCCUCUUUGUUGGGCUCUGGUGUUUAAGUCAAAGAUGGGAGGCGUUGGUGCUGCUGUGGCAUUUAGCGUGUCGAAUUUGUUUUAUUUGAUAUUGAUUGUGUUUUAUCUCAAAUUCUCAUCGAUGUGUAAGAAUACAAGUGUAACUAUCUCUAUGGAUGCUGUUCUUGGUAUCAAGGAAUUCUUCCGGUUUGCUAUCCCUUCGGCCGUUAUGAUAUGUCUCAAAUGGUGGUCACUGGAAAUUCUCAUCUUGCUCUCCGGUUUGCUACCGAAUGCAAAGCUCGAAACAUCGGUUCUUUCCAUAUGCCUAACGAUCUCCACAUUACACUUCACUAUACCCUAUGGAUUUGGAGCAGCCGCAAGCACUCGGGUUUCAAAUGAGUUAGGGGCUGGGAACCCUCAAGCAGCCAAGCUAGCUGUUCACACAGUGAUGUUUGUAAUUGUCAUUGAAGCUAUAAUAGUAAGUGCGACUGUUUUUGGUUGUCGUCAUUACAUUGGAAAAGCUUUCAGCAAUGAAACCGAAGUAGUGAGUUAUGUUGCAUCAAUGAGUCCUUUUAUAUCCCUUUCCAUAAUCACAGAUAGCCUACAAGCAACGAUUUCUGGAAUCGCUAGGGGGAGUGGGUGGCAACAUAUAGGAGCUUAUGUGAAUCUAGGGGCAUUUUAUUUGUUUGGGGUCCCAUCCGGAAUUGUUCUUGGGUUUCCUGUACAUUUAAGAGCUAAGGGACUUUGGAUUGGAAUAGUGAUUGGAUCGAUAAUACAGUCGACGUGUCUGUCUCUUGUAACUGGACUCACAGAUUGGCAAAAACAGGCAAUUAAGGCGAAGGAACGAAUUUCGAAAGUGUCAUCUAUUGUAGACGAUGAUAUAGAGAUAAGAGAAUGAGUACCCAUAGAAGAGCAUGUUGUUUUGUAAUCAGUUUUAUAAUAGUGGCCAAUAG